GGUCGUCUCUGGGUCCCGGAGCAGAGCUCAGGAGCCCAGGGGAGUCGCGAAGUUUGUCUGGAGCAGUAGUGGGAGUGGGUUUGUCGAGCAAGGACUUUCUUGGGAUGAGGGCUGCUUUCUUGCCUGGCUUGUGGAUGCACAGUCCGAUUUAACCCCUGCACCUCCCGCUCGAGCCCAGCAGGCUUGUCCUCCCCCGGGAUUCACAGAUCUCCGAGGACGCGGGUCGCGGAGCCCUCGGCAAGGCUCUUCUGGGUUCCUGGGCCAGUGCAUAAGUUCCACGCAAGCACACGCGGAGAAAGGUGUCUCACCGGCCCGCGGCGGCUCUGUGCGGUCCCCUCCUGCCUCAGCAUCCUCGGCCCCGAGCGGCGCCCACCGGCAUGGAGGUGCUGGAGAGCGGGGAGCAGGGCGUCCUGCAGUGGGACCGCAAGCUGAGCGAGCUGUCAGAGCCCGGAGAGACCGAGGCCCUGAUGUACCACACGCACUUCUCGGAACUUCUGGAUGAGUUUUCCCAGAACGUCUUGGGUCAGCUCCUGAAUGACCCUUUCCUCUCAGAGAAGAGUGUGUCCAUGGAGGUGGAGCCAUCUCCAACAUCACCAGCGCCUCUCAUCCAGGCUGAACACAGCUACUCCCUGAGCGAGGAGCCCCGGGCUCAGUCACCAUUUACCCACGUGACUACCAGCGAAGGCUUCAAUGAUGAGGAGGCGGAGAGUGAGAAAUGGUACCUGUCUACAGAGUUUCCUUCAGCCACCAUCAAGACAGAGCCAAUCACAGAGGAGCAACCCCCAGGACUUGUUCCCUCUGUCACUCUGACCAUCACAGCCAUUUCCACUCCUUUUGAAAAAGAAGAGUCCCCUCUGGAUAUGAGUACUGGGGUGGACUCCUCGUGCCAGACACUUAUUCCUAAGAUUAAGUUGGAGCCUCAUGAAGUGGAUCAGUUCUUAAACUUCUCUCCUAAAGAAGCCUCUGUGGAUCAACUGCAUUUACCACCAACACCACCCAGUAGUCACAGCAGCGAUUCUGAGGGCAGCCUGAGCCCUAACCCACGCCUGCAUCCCUUCAGCCUGUCUCAGGCCACCAGCCCUGCCAGAGCCGUGCCCCGGGGCCCCUCUGCCUUGUCCACAUCUCCUCUCCUCACCGCUCCACAUAAGCUGCAGGGAUCUGGCCCACUGGUCCUGACAGAGGAAGAGAAGAGGACCUUGAUUGCUGAGGGCUACCCUAUUCCAACCAAACUUCCUCUGACCAAGUCUGAGGAGAAGGCCCUGAAGAAAAUCCGGAGAAAAAUCAAGAAUAAGAUUUCUGCUCAGGAGAGCAGGAGAAAGAAGAAAGAAUACAUGGACAGCCUGGAGAAAAAAGUAGAGUCUUGUUCAACUGAGAACUUGGAGCUUCGGAAGAAGGUAGAGGUGCUGGAGAACACCAACAGAACUCUCCUUCAGCAGCUUCAGAAGCUUCAGACUUUGGUGAUGGGGAAGGUCUCUCGAACCUGCAAGCUAGCUGGCACACAGACUGGCACCUGCCUCAUGGUCGUUGUGCUGUGCUUUGCCGUUGCAUUUGGCAGCUUUUUUCAAGGCUAUGGGCCUUAUCCUUCUGCCACCAAGAUGGCUCUGCCCAGCCAGCAUCGCCUGUCAGAGCCGUACACAGCCUCCGUGGUGAGAUCCAGAAACCUGCUAAUCUAUGAGGAACACUCUCCCCUGGAGGAGUCGUCCAGCCCGGCCUCAGCUGGGGAGCUUGGGGGCUGGGACAGAGGCUCUUCUCUGCUCCGGGCCUCCUCAGGCCUUGAGGCUCUGCCAGAGGUGGAUCUUCCCCAUUUCAUUCUCUCCAAUGAGACAAGCCUGGAGAAGUCUGUGCUGUUGGAGCUGCAGCAGCACCUGUGAGUCCUGUGGGAACAGACCCAGUGGCUGACAGCGGAGUGGUCAGCAGCAAACUUGAAGGGAAUGAAACGCUCAAAGUUGUAGAACUGGAGAGGAGAGUGAAUGCCACCUUCUAAGGAGCCAUCUCCACCCUCCUCUUCUCCUUACACCAUCUUUGCCUCCCCAGACUGCCUUGCUCAUAAGUUUCUCCUUCACCGCUGGAUCUUGAGGAUGUGGACUAGUGUUAUUAUGGCUUCAGAUGGGAGGCCAGUCUGGGGGUUUCUGCUUGUGUGUCCCCGAGGCUCUAUGCAAAAGGGAGCUGGUGCCUCUCCAUCCCUUUCUCUUACUGCCAGAGGAAAUUAUUUUAGGAGUGUGGUAGGGGUGGGAUGAGCAGGCUUGUUUCCACCAAUAGUGCUAUGAUACUGCCUGAUUCUUCCCGGUGAGGUGUGACCCCUCUGAAGAAGACAUGACUUGUGUUCAGUUGACAUCGCAGACUUUGGCCACAGAUAUGCCACAAACAUGUUGGGGAGUGGCAAAGCACUGACUCCUGCCCUCUCUUGCUCAGGACUCCAGCAUGACCCUGCCUGCGCUGAGAGUACCAGAGCAUCAUUCCAGUCUCCUCUCCGUUCUGCACCCCAGAGUCCUUAUGGGAUGCCCUCACAGGCAGAUGGGACUCUCACCAUAUUUUCAGGCCGCAAGUGCAAUUUCUGAAGGCAUCAGGCUCUUCUCCUCCAGGCCAUCUUUCCCCUUGUGUUGCUUGUAGGAUACAUCCCUGCCCCUACACACACACACACACACACACACACACACACACACAAAUACACACAGCCUGCAUUCCCAUGGGACAGUAGCUCUGUGUGCCUGGCUUCCCCUCCCCAUUUGUAAAUAGUAUUUAUUAGCUUGCUGCAGCUCCCAGCUGACCAUAGUAAAAAGAUUCCAUGACCCCUUCUGACAAGCAAAGUCUUCUGUUGGCCUUUGGAACAGAAGAGUCCCCAGGAUCUGGGACUCCUAGUCUUUCUAGUUGAUGCCUUGUUUUCUCCUUUUCUUUUCUUUUUAAAAUUGGAGAUCUAUAAAAUAAUUGCUGUCGGGAAAUCCCCUUAAGCAUGUGUCCCCUGUUGGAUGAAUACAUGGGGAAUGAUGGAACACUGUCGUCUUGGUCAGGCUCCAGCCUCUAUGGCCACUUGCUUUCUCCAUUCCUGUGAUAGAGACGGGAAACCUUGACCCUGACAGUAGGCAUUGCUGACAACCUUGCUAGCUUGUCCUGCAUUUCCCUUACCUCCCUCCUUCCCUUCUGCCCUCCCUCUACCUACCUUAACUAAGGGGGGCUGGAGUUGGUGACAUUUGUACAUCCACAGUCGUACCUUUUGCAGUCAGUUUUGGCUACUUUGCAGCUCACCCAAAGAGACAUAACUAACCCCUAAACUCCUUUUAUUUUUUUUUUAUGAUUAAAAAGUAAAAUUUGUAGUUAAAAAGUCCUUUCCUCUUUCAUACAAAUAAGAAAUGGAAAUUAUGCUUUUAUUGUAUAAAAUAGAAGACUCUUUUAAGUGUUCCCUCAGCCCCCUAGAUUGUACAACAUUUUAGGUAAGAAAUGUGCUUACACUUUGUAUUUUAUUUUUAGCAGCAGCUGAAGGGCCUUUAGAUUUUUGGCUUCUCACUCUCAUUUUCUCUUUACCAUCACCAUCUUUGUGAUCAUUAGAGCCUGUAUAAAAGGGGUUAUGGUCAUACUGGCCUUUACAUUCUGUGCUAUAUGUAGGUAGGACUUCAUGUCAUUAAUGUUUGCUGUUUGGGCCCAUGAGCAGCUCCCUACUUGGUUUGCUCAGGCCAUCAUAGGGAAUGAUACUUCCCUUUCUCCUCUCUUCCUUUCUUUCUUCCUCCCAUGGUGAGCUCCCAGCUGGCAGAUGACCAAGUUCAAGACUACCCUACUGCCUACAGGGCUGAUACUGUCCCCUACAGGCAAGGCUCAGCUACCUGGGCUGUACAGAGAGGCUGGCUAGUGACAACCUCCUUUCUUUUGGUCUUCUCUCUUCCCUUGAUCUUUCUGGGCCUGGCCCAUCCUUUUUUUUUUAAUGCCAUAUGUUUAUGCAUAAUAAACAUUUAAAAAGUGAUGCCUGUGGGAGCCUAGGAAGGGAAAAAACUAGGAUGAAGUAAUGUUUGUGUGAUGAGAAAGAAAAACUUUGCACUGAAGGGCAGAAGUGGGGUUUUAGGCUGAUGUGUCCAUUUGGUGAACUGAACCUUGGUUUUUUGAUGUGCCUGGAGAGUUGGGGUGGAGGCCCCAUUUAUGGAUGAGGAGGGAGAAGGAACUGUCUAGUCAUGUCCUUAGUUCUCUGAGGACCUUAUUUUCUUUUCUCCCUACUCUUUUGGAUGUCAUUGUCUCCAGACAGCAGGGCCCUUUGUCUCUGGGAAAUUGGCCUUCCAGAAUAGAAUCUGUAACGAGAGAUGUGGGACAUUAGCCAGAGAACUCAAACAGCCCUUUAAAGGAGCUCUGUGCAGCCAACACUACCAGUCUAUGAGAAAAACCUCUGCCCUCAGCUCCUGGCUCAGGGAGUGAAGGGGAUUAAGCAGUGAUCUUUCUGGGAUGCUCAGUGGACCCAGCAGAGUUGGAUGAGACAGGAUAGGUUACAAGUAAUUAAUGGUUGUGCACAAACUUUCUGUUCAAGGUUUACGGCUAGAAUAUCGGUUUUUCUCACCAACUGAGCUGUCCUGCAGACCAGUCAAUAACUUAUGGUUACCCCUGAAGGUUUUAAAUAGUGGCAGACCUUAGCACCUUGAACUGAAAUUGUGAAAAUGCCCAGCUGUUAGAGAAGCUUGCUAUGUUUCUCUGCCUUGUAGACAGGUUCCCCUUCACUUUAAAAUUACUUUAGAGAUGGAGGUAUCUUGCAAGGAUUUAGAGAACAAGUCCCUUUGUCCCUAGAUGAGACCUGAGGAACCCAGUUGCCCCCUCCUCCUGGAUCUUUUCACAGCUCCCAACUUCACAGUGGGAAGUAGAUGCUGUAAAUGAGAAGAAUCAGCAGCAGCAUCGAGGAAGAGGCUUUGAAGUGUCAGGACUCUUGUGGAGUGUAGCUCACACAAAGAGAGUGCUCUAUAAAAAUCUGACAGCUGAACUCAGUUGCUCCUUCCUGGCAGAAGUGGAGGUGGGAUCUAACAUCAGUGCAGACAAAAUUAGAUAACCAUUCAGUUCAUAGGAAUGGUUUUGUGGACUAGGAAAACAGCUUUGGGGGCCACAUUAUUUACAGACUAUACAUACUAGGUCAAUAGAUGCUCCCUUUUAAUCAUCAAUUCCACUUGGAUGCCCCACAGUGCCUAUGAAUAUUUUGUCCAUAUACAGCAUGGAUAUUGAACUACUUAUGUGUCCAUCAUUUUACCACAGGUGUUUUGUUAAAAUUCUUCCCAUGCUUUAUGUCCCCUUUAUCCCAUCUUUUUUCUCAGACCCAGAAAAAAGCAGCAAAACAGAAUUUGAAGUAUCCCUGAGCCAGCUUCUGUGGAUAUACUUGCCUUGUUAGGCAUGUAUGUGAGCCCCAUGGAGAAAUGGAGACAUCUUGUCCCUACCUGAGUUGUAGACAUCUGCCUGAUCCUUGCCGACAUGGAGGCAUGGAAAUGGGAGAAAAGGUGUUUAGUUGCUAAUUUGCUCCUGCUGAGCCAAGUGUUUGAGAAACCUGGAUGAGCACUUGGCACUUCUCUUGCAGCAGGACCUGUGGAGCCAUGAACAGUAGGGUCUUAGUGAGAAGCACUUUAUUGCAACACUUGUAACAGAAGCAGUUAGCAGAAGGGGGAUCUGAUAAGUUCUGCUCCCACCACCCAGAGGCAGUUACAGGAGAGUGGGGAGAGCAGUAAGUGGGGGCUGAAAGGAACCAAUAUGGACAGAUUCUAGCUCAUCCAUUCAUUCACUCCCUAGACUUUGCAGUUUUACUAAGGAAAAACAGGUUUCCUGAGACAUGUUGGGAAUGUUGGAAAAUAAGAGGGACUUGGAAAACCAGUUUGCCAGUCGCCAUUCAGAAGACCCAAGGACUAAUGUACUCUCUCUCUCUCCUUCCUCCUCCCUCCCUCUUUCUCCCUUCCUUUCUCCUCCUCCACACACAUACACAUUCCUCUUCUAGGUACUCAUGCCUCCAAUGUGCCUUAUAUCUGAACCCAGGAUGGCAGGAAUUUCCUGUCCCUGAAAGGUGUCAUGUAUUACUAUAUAGCAUUAGAUUGAAGUUGUGGGUGGGUGCUUUGUCCAUAGAUGGUUCCCUAAAAGUGAACUGGUGUUAAAUUUGCCCAACAGAGGAAAAGAAAUGGGGCUAUAUCCAUUAGGAAAAUACCAUUUUGUAAAUAGAGGUGCAAUCACAUAAAACAAUGUGACCAGCCAGGAUUAAAGGUAUUCUAAAUCCUCACCACAGAGCAUUUUCUGGAUGCAAAGACAUUAGCCCAUUUGAAAAUUAAUACUCUGUGCCUCUGGGCCAAUAGGUCAGCACAAUGCACUAGGGAGAAAAACAUUAACUGUUUGUGGCAGCAUAAAAUUCAGGACUGCCUUUGUCUCGGUUUCUAGAAGGAAGGUUGUAUUUUCUGAUUAUUUUUCUAAGAUGUUGAGUAUUGUGCUAGGUUAGCUUUGAGCCUUUGAACUUGACUGAAGUGGAAAGCAAGGGUGACUCAUUGCCAUAAGAAGUAAAUGUUGGGGGGGGUAUGGUAGUGUCUAGAGUUGAUUCUGAAGACACACAGAUGAUUUUUGGCUCUCUGGGCAGAAUCAGCUCUAUCCACUGCAGCGGCCCCACUGUACAGUGCUCAGCUCUCUGCCUCUUUCUGAAAUGCCCUCUGCAUGCCUGUCUGGUGCCCUUCUUAUCCUAGCUCCUGAGGCUUCUGGGUGCAUCUGGAUGAAGGGAAUCCAGAUUCCGGCUCCAUUUCUCUGCUUGUCUUUUGCUCAACAGCAGGAUGGGAAUGGUACUUUUGUGCACACAUGGCCUGCAUAGCUUAGGGACUCUACCUAAGCACGUUAUAAGGUCUAUAGGAAGCACCAGCACUCGGGCGCACUGUGGGUGGCUGACCCUCCUUAGCAGUGGAGAGCAGAGCCCAGAGGCUGAUGCAGGCAUCAGUGAGCUUUCCUUGCCUAGACUGGCAACUGACUUUUGCUCUCUUUUGAAAGACUCUAGAUAAAUCAGCGUUGUUUAAAUCCAGCUGACCUGUUGCACUGUUUUAUGGCUUAUCCUUCAUCUUAGCUAAUUAAAUACCAAAAAAAAAAAAAAAAAUAAAAUAAAAGAAAGUAAAGCUUUGUAGUAUACUUGUACUUAGUUUGAAAAAAUUGAAAUUGUAAUGCAUUUGUAUUUCCAUUUCUUGCAAAUAAAUAUUUUUCUUAGUCAAA
Molecule: messenger RNA, 7179 nt
Organism: Meriones unguiculatus (Mongolian gerbil)
Lineage: Eukaryota; Metazoa; Chordata; Mammalia; Rodentia; Muridae
Gene: Creb3l2
Product: cAMP responsive element binding protein 3 like 2
Exons: 12
Coding region: 378-1871 (497 amino acids)
Biological process (GO): regulation of transcription by RNA polymerase II
Molecular function (GO): DNA-binding transcription factor activity, RNA polymerase II-specific; cAMP response element binding
Source: RefSeq, a predicted model, not a curated record